CAGCACUUUAUACAAAAUGUGCUUAGCUUUUACACCCAAAAUAAAAUUACAAAAAGACGCAUUCAAUUCUGAAUUAAAGAUUGGUUUUGACUACCAAACAUAUAUUAUACCGUCGGCAUUUUAUAUGCCACAGAUAAGGAUCAAACAUUUAUGAAAUGUCAUGUUUUAUUGUCAUUUAUCUAGAGUAUUACGUACAUGAUAAUUAUUAUUGCAUCAUUGCUAUAUACACAAAUCAUUGUACUGAAUGUAAAAAAGUCCCUUUUAAAUACUAUCGAAAAGGAUAACAUUUUAAACAACUUCAAAAGAGAUUAAGACUUGGUUAACUUUAAAAAUUUAGUAGAAAAUAAUUAAAUUGAGAAUAAAAAUGAGCCACAACUAGAAAUUAAUAACCAUUCUACAAAAAAGAGGUCUAUUUUUCGUCUCUUGUACAAGUGCUCACAUCUAAUAACAUCCAUUAAUCGCUCCACGUCGGAACACUUUUCAGUUCAUUCAACAGAUGGCUUAUAUCUGGAACUUAUACCUAUUAGUAAUUAGACAAAAACAUAACGACAUAGCCUAGUUACAAGGCUACACAACGCCCGGUAUAACAAAUUUUGAAAAAAAAUGAAGAGAGGAAGUAACAGACUGGUUAAUGCUUAUAACAUAAACGAAAAACAAGUAAGCCAAAAAGUAGCCAACAUCAACUAUUGCACUAUGUACAUGUAUAUAUCAUGCGAUAUGGUUUAACAUAUUUGUUAGCGACCAACCCUCUUCUAACCUUGGAUAGUGCGUGAUAUAAAUGUAUGACAAUAGAACAAACUGUUAAACACAUUUAUAAGGGUUUUAUCAAUUAUAUCGGCACUUAUCAAAAUGUAACCUACAAAAUUGAAGAAGUACAUGUGCCAAUUGAAGAGUAAUCGCAGUUAAUGGAAUCUAGUUCAAAUAUGCCAUGUUUUACCAGUCUGAGACUGAAAUGUCAAUCUACAAUACCCAUAGGUAGCAACUUCAUUAUGCCAUUGUGGACUGGUGCACUUAAUAUGUCAAAACUCAUCAAAUAUACCAGGUUUAUUGUGCAUUUCGAUUACAUAAGACUCAUCAGUGGUGCUCGAAUUAAAACAGUUGGUAGGCCAUAUCAAAUACGAAGUUGCAGAGCUUUAAGUACCGAAAAUUUCGAAUUUUUGCAAGAUUUAUUUUUUACAUUAAAUGUUAAAACUUUCUUGUUUAAAUAAUUUGAGAUGAAAAAAAAUAUAUAAAACUGUAAGUUAUUUUAUACUGGCAUGUGCAACACGACGGGUGCCACAGGCCAAGUUCGAAUGGAACUCUAGAGUAGAUAGUAUUGACAUAGUCAUAUAUAACAGGUGAUUGGAUAUAUCCUCCCCGCCAUUAGAACUCGAUGAGGCCGAGUUCACUUGAACCUCUCGAGUUAACAUUGCUUACUCGGGUUUCAACAAUCCGAGUUUACUUGAACCUUUCGAGUUAACCCUCUUACCCCGUUUCCAACUCUCACUGAGCCAGGGUUAAACUCGAGUAACCCUUGAAUGACGUCAAACCAAUCAGAUUUUUUCGUUUUUUUAUGCUUGGUCAGGGCCUUACCUUAGUGUUACUUAGAGAUUUUCCGAAUAGCAACUCGAGUGAGUUCACGUGAAACUCUUGAAACUCUGAAGUCGACUCUAGAAUUUCAAGUGAACUCGGCCCUUGGUGUGGGCAGUGUUCCUCGAAGUCGUCUCGAUAUCCUGGAUGUUACGACGUCAAUCAAAUCAAAUUUGAAUGUCAACAUAUCCUGAGUAGGGGCCUUAUACUUCCUGUAAUCUAGAGACCUUACUUUAAAAAAAUAUUUACCGUUCAUGUGGAACUCUAGUCAGAACAAGGAUUCCAUUUGAACUUGGCCACAGGUGGAGCAGGAACUGCUGGACCUUCUGGAGCACUUGAGUUCAUCCCGAUGUGUUGCGGAGUCUUUUUUAAGUAGUUUUCUAUUUAGGGUUUUGUAGAUUAAAAGUCUAUUUCGUCUUUACGUCGCUUUUCGUAUUUUGCCAUUGCAUUUUGUCAGUUUGUUUCUCCGACUUAGGACUUUUGAAUGUCCCUUGGUAUCUUCCGCCUCUUUUUAAGCUUAAAAAAUACAUUUCAAAAAAUUAUCAGACCAGAUCAAAUAGACUGCAAUGUGUCAUAUCUACAUCAGAAGAAUUUAAAGCCAAUGUUUAUGAUAUAGAAGCAAGCCAAAUAACAUUCAGCAAGUACAAAGCAUGCGCAAAAGAUUUAGUUAAAACAUAUUUACUUUCAGUCCUAUGUUUUAGGUCAGGAAAAAAAAACAAAACAAAUCAUUCAAUAUUCCAAUAGGAUGUUGGCAUGUUCAAUGAAACCAAUAGCCUUUUAGAUGUCAUUUGAUAUACUUUUAAAGAUAUCUCCUUAAUUACAUAUUGUAAAUUGUAUACUUGUACCUGAAAGAUAUAAGAGAAUAGAGAAAAGCGCAGGUUUGAUUUUUAUACACUCACUUUUGUUAUAAUAAUAAAAAUACAUGACAUAUGUGACCAAUGUUUUACAUUCAGCUUUAAAAGAGGUAAUAUGGGGUACAUACAUAGAAAAUUGGUUAUAACCGAUAUUUGGGCAUCCUCGACUUCUACACUUGUAUGUGAUUAUGGCAAUUAGAAAAUAGUCCAAAUGUAUUGUAGCAGUAUUUCAGAUCAACACUUACCAAUGCAACUGUGCAUUUGUUGCAUAUUUCAGCAUUAAUACGUAAAGAACGCUUUUCAACAUUAGAUUUUUUUUAUUUCAUGCAAAUUCCAAUCAGAAAUAAUUUUUAAAGACCUUGUUUACCUUUUACCUUGUAACCAUGGACAAUGGUGUAACAGCACAAUGGAAAAUCAUUCCCUAUGAUGCCAUGGAACUAUCGACGACUAACUACAACAAUACUGAUUCAAUACCUCCUACUUUUAUGAAAGCAACUUAACUACCAAAUAACACUAAGAACAUACAACGCACUAAGAAUUAAAUCUUCUUUAUUCACGAUGAGGCUGUUUAUAUAUUACACAGCUUAAAUCCUGAUUUUCUGUGACCUAACACUUGUACAGGAAAUUCGAGAUGCCAGCGACACAGCUUUCAAUGAGUUGAAAACCAAGGCAAAUGAACAAAUGAGUCUAUUAAAUGAACAACUAGAUGAACCGUGUAUGUUGGAAUCUGUCAUCAGUGAAAAACUUGGAAGAUCUUCAUCAAAAGAACAAUAUGGAUUUCUUUAUUGGGAUUGCACACAGCUCAGGGUUACGGAUACCUAUCAAUAUGACGACCCAUUUGAUGUUUUUGAGAGGCCUCCAUUUGUUGUGCGCUUCGAAUCGCCUUCAACAGAUGUCUCUGAUUUUGCUAUUCUUGCUCUCCAUUCCAAACCGAGCAAAGCACCAGAAGAAAUAGAUAACAUCACAAGAGUAUAUGACAUUGUCAAGUCACAAUGGAAUUUGGAGGUAAAGAUUGAUAACAUAACAAGAGUAUAUGACAUUGUCAGGUCACAAUGGAAUUUGGAGGACGUUAUUAUAGCAGGUGAUUUGAAUUCUGACUGUGACUAUCUACCAGACCGUGAUCACGACAAAGUAUCUCUAUAUAAUGACCCGAGGUUUACAUGGCUGAUAGGAGAUGAUGUUGAUACAACCACUGGCAACAGCGAAUGUAGUUACGAUAGGUUUGUUGUGGCAGGUGCUAACUUAAAAAACGCAGUGGUUCCCAACAGUGCUAGAGUUUUUAAAUUUGAUGAUUAUUUCAAUCUCACACCAGAACAGACUGGCGAUGUCAGCGACCAUUACCCUAUUGAAAUGCAACUAGCAGGAAAAGCAAAUAUGGAAGUUCUGUCGAAGGUUAAAGACGCAAAGACUGUGGAAUCAAUGUCUAAAGAGCCCGUCGAUGAUAUUAGAACAAUACGUGAAUUGUACAAAUCUGACAUAUACGAUUCAAGUCAUUCGAGAUUAUAUAAUGUCCUGGUACUGAAGGAGGGUUACAGUCAAUACUUGAUAGAAGUAGAGUUAGACCAUAUUGAAAAAGACCAACUUAAAUCGGAAAUUGCUAAUUUCCAAAACAUGUUCCCCAAAAUACUUACAUCUGAAAUGGAGGCUGUUAUUGUUGCUUUGAUUGAUUCUGAAUCAUUCAAAUUAGAUUAUGUUUACGGUAUCAAUGAUAAUAAGCAAACAGCAUAUUAUAAGUUCAAGAUAUCGUGUUUUGUAAAAACACUAAAAUGUACCGCAAGUGUUGAAAAAGAAACAAUCUAAAGAAUUAUCACUUUUUUCUCGUCAUCUUUGUGCCAGUGUGUGCAAAAUAAACUUGGCUUGUCUCUAAAAUAGUUUUGGAAGUUGUAGACAUUUUAAAGAUCUUCAACAGAGAAUCAAUGACUUAUGCCUUCAUGUAAACAAUCAUUCGAGUUACUGAAAGUUUUAUUUUUGAUAUAUUCAACUGACAUUUACAUCUAUAACUAAUAAAUGCACAUAAAAAUUGG
This is a messenger RNA of Mytilus californianus (California mussel), 4447 nucleotides long. Its product is annotated as deoxyribonuclease-1-like. NCBI's taxonomy places the organism in Eukaryota, Metazoa, Mollusca, Bivalvia, Mytilida, Mytilidae. Gene Ontology annotation, cellular component: nucleus. Gene Ontology annotation, molecular function: DNA nuclease activity. The coding region runs from base 3105 to 4223 and encodes 372 amino acids. The record is from RefSeq and is a predicted model, not a curated record. The transcript has 9 exons. Gene Ontology annotation, biological process: DNA catabolic process.